CAAACAGAGACGGAUAAUCGAUUUAAUAAAAAUCUUUUUAAAAAAAUGUUUACACACAGAUUGUUGUUAAAAAGUAUUUUUUCGUCUUAUUUAAAAUACUUAAUGCUUUUCGUUUUUAGUUUUUCAUACUGUGAAAAAUGUAUGGAUAAUCGAGUUAAAAGUUUUGUUAGUGCUCCAUUUAAGAUAAGUGGUUUAUUUCCAAUGGGUUGUUUCUCACCAUCUGAUAUUGACAACAGAACUAUUGCAUGGAUGGAGGCCUUAAACUAUACAGUGAAUAAAGAAAAUAAAAAGUGUAACAAGAGUAUAUUUGAAUUCGUAAUUUAUGAUACGUAUAAUACAACGAACAUGGACAUGACAACGUUUGCUGUGCUAGAUAGUUUAUUAUAUUCAUCAAUAAACAAAAACACUGAUAAAGUCGUUAACAGCUGCGACAUUAACGUCAAAAGUUGCGAUAAAAACAACAGCACUUGCGAAGCUUGCAGUAAUAUAUACAAACAAGAACAUGUAAAUACAAUAUUAGGUUUUGUUGGUCCAGCAGAAUCGUCUAACUCUAUUUAUGUUAAUGAAUUAACGUCUUCCUACAAAAGUUUUCCUGUUGUCAGUUACGCAGCGACAAGCUUGGAAUUAAACGACAGAAAAUCAUAUCCAAAUUUUUUUAGAACCGUUUCUUCAGGUGAUCACCAAGCCGAAUUUAUAACAGAUUUAAUAAAAAAGAGCAACUCGAACCUUAUAUCCGUGUUAUGGGUGGAUAGCUCAUACGGAAGGGACGGAGGAGAGCAGCAAAUUAUUAGUUUUAAAAAAAACGGCAUUUGCAUAGAUUACAUGGACAAGCUUCCAAAUAAUUACGAUUUAGAUAAAUAUUCUCAGAUUGCAACGAAUUUAACUAAUAGUAAAGCUAAGGUUAUAGUAUUUUGGGGAACGUUUCCGCCAUUUCAAAAUCUUCUAACAAACACAUCAGCUCAAAAUUUAACAGGCAAAACAUGGAUAUUAAGUGAGGCCGUCGGUAAAAACCCUUUUUUUCUUGACGACAAAAAUAUUUUUCAUAACAAAAUUUUUUUGGUAGUUCAAACAGACGGGGAAGAUACUGAAUUUAAAAGUCACUUCUACAGUCUUACAUAUCAAAAUUCAAGUCCAUGGUUAAAAGCAGUUUUUAAAAAACAUGGAGUCAAUGAAAGUACUCAAAAUUUUAAUGUGAAAAAUAUUUCAGAGGUAUUUGAUCUAAGCAAGGUCUUAUUUGUUCAAAAUGCUGUCAAAGUUUUAAUUAAUUCCUUUUUUGUUUACCAAGAAAAACAUGAUGCCAACUUUAACAAAUGCGAAUUUUAUAUGAUUGACAACAGGACAUUGUUUUUAGAAAUUAUAAAACAAGUUAACUUUUCGACAUUAAACGAAUCAAAAAUUUUUAGCUUUGAUUCAAAUCACAACCCUCGAUCGGCAUUUUUUGAACUUUACUCUUCCAAAUUUGAAUUGUUUGCUUCGUGGUCCAACGAAAAUACGACUAAUAAAGAUAGAUUAGAUAUUAAAAACAGUAACUUGAUAUCAAACAUUUAUUCCGUUUGUUCGAAUUCUUGCAGCUUUGGUGAAAUAAAAGAAAAUAUCUCAGACAGUACCUGCUGUUGGAACUGUGUUCCAUGUCCAAAAUAUUCUGAAGAUAAAAAUUGUUACCAAUUUGAACGCUUGUACUGGAAUUUUAAAAGUAAUAAACUGUUGGUACAUCAAUUGAUUGUUUUAUUGUUUUCCGCUAUAGGUGUAACGACGACAAUAGUUUUUAUACUUACUUUUGUAAAAAUGAAAUCCACUCCAAUUGUACGCUCAUCUAAUUAUGAAAUGACAUUAAUUCAAAUGAUCAUGCAUCUUGCUAUGUUCAUUUUGCCUCUUCUAGCAUUCGGAGAGGAGGCGGAAUUAAAGUGUAAAGCAAGGAUAUAUUUGAGUAGUUUUUUACAUGUCGCUAUAGUUACAAUUAUUUUAGCAAAAGUUAAACGUCUUGUUGAAGUUUUUAGUUUGAAUAUACACUGCAAAAGUUCAAAGAAAGAAAUGUUUUUUCUUAGAUCUAAGAUCGGUGUAUUGUUACUAAUCUUUCCGUGCAUCUUUGUGACACUUAUAUUUGUUGCUCAAAAUAGCAAGUUUAAAAUAUAUGUCUCAGAUGUAACAGACAUGACGUCAUCGCAUACAGUGCAAAGCUAUUGUGACUCAGCCAACUUUUUGGUUAUUUAUGUUUGCUACGUCAUUGCUUUAUCACUUUUGUGUGGUUUCCAAUCUUUUAAAGCAAGAAAUCUUCCAUGGAAGUACAAUGAAAAUGUUUACAUUGCUUAUUCUUUGUUUUUAUCAAAUAUUACUAUGUGUAUAAUGUUGGCACUUAUCCAAAGUAACUUUGAUUCAAGUAAUAAGAAAUUUUUUUAUUGCUUGCUGACGAACAUCGCAAACCUUUUUUUGAUAACUAUUUUGUUUUUCAACAAAAUAAAAAUCAUUUGGAUGAAUCCAAAUAAAAAUUCUCGUGCUGAAUUUUAUCGAAAUAGUUUUGGUAGCAAGCACUCGAGUAUUUCUACAUCCUCCAUCAUUGUGAAUCAAAUUCAUGCAAGUACAGAUGCAAUUUAUUUAGCAAGUGAAGAUGAAGUAUCUCUUAAAAGCUUGAACGCAAUGUUUUAUGAAAAUUUAAAUGAAGAAUCUAUAUUAAACACAAAUAGAGUAGCUCAAGCUGCGCACAUAACAUAUAUAUAAUGUAUUUUAAAAUUAAGUUCUGCUCUACUGUUUUGAGUCAUAGUUAUGCAAGCACAGAUGCAGUUUUUUAUAAAACACAGAUCUUAUGCAAGUUUAGUAUCUUGAUCGAGCGCAGUAUCACAAACAGAAUAUAUUUAAUGUAUUUUAAUUGUAAUUAGUUUAAUUAUUUAUAAUGGUAUUUUAAAUUUACUUUAA
Molecule: messenger RNA, 2910 nt
Organism: Hydra vulgaris (swiftwater hydra)
Lineage: Eukaryota; Metazoa; Cnidaria; Hydrozoa; Anthoathecata; Hydridae
Product: extracellular calcium-sensing receptor
Biological process (GO): G protein-coupled glutamate receptor signaling pathway; regulation of synaptic transmission, glutamatergic
Cellular component (GO): plasma membrane
Molecular function (GO): adenylate cyclase inhibiting G protein-coupled glutamate receptor activity
Source: RefSeq, a predicted model, not a curated record